AGAAACGUUACAGGCACCAGACUAUUUGCAAAAUUCACAUGGCAAAGUAGUAUCUCUUGCGGUUUUUAGCUGUUUUUUAAAUUCUCAUUCUUACUAGAAAUUUUAACAACAGUAACAGAGUAUAACUUCAGAAUGCCUCGAUCAAAGAGACACAAGAAGGUGAAGGCUAUUGACCCAUACUGCACCGGCAACAGAAGGGCAUUAUUUUUGGCGCAGGACAAGAAAUUUAACAAUGCCCCAAAGAAUACAAAUGAACAAGAGAUGCCAAGGAGUUUUAAAGAUAUGCUUGAGGCACAACAGAUUGUAGAAGAAGCUAUGAAACAAAAACAAAAAAUUGUUCAGAAAGUUGGAAGCCUUGAGAGAAAUGCAGGAGAAUCACAUAAUCUCUACAUGAAGCGUGUAGGUAAAAAUGCACAUAGGAAACUGGCGCAGGAAAGAUGUAAGAGAGAGAGGGAUAAUCCUGAACCUGCAAAGCUUAAGAAAGAAAUGUCACAGAAGAAAAAAGAGAGGAUUGCAAUUCUUCAACAGAGACUUAAGGGAAAACAGUUUGAGAAAACGUUAGAAUCAAGUGAAAAAGAUUUCUACAAAGAUCAUGUUAAGUUUGGGGAAGUUGUUUCAGCCCCGCCAAUCUUCACAGCCAAACCUAGGAAAAGCAGUGACAAAGUAGACAAACCCGGCCGGAGAGAUCUUCUUCUGAAAUCUGUUCUGAAUCAAACGAAUACUUCCCAAGACCAUGAAGAUAAAAUCAAGAUGUCUAACAGGACACAGAAGAGGACACAAGAAAGUGGAAAGAUCAAAAAGAGGAAACACAUGACAAUUGCAGAAAAGAGAAACUUUGAUCGAUCAAGACAGGCUGCUAUUUUGGCUUAUCGAAAUGCUAAAGGACAUGCACAAGAUGGCACUAAGGUUAUAAGAACUAACAUCAUGGAGUCAUCAUGAGAAUAAGAGGUCUAGUGUGAUUUGAAAUUGGACAACAAAAUAUGAAUGAAACAUUACAUUGUAUAAAAACUCAUGAUCAGUUCAAAUGAUCAUUUGGACUGUUAUAAGACAAGCAUGGCAAACCUCACAUGUACACAUCUAUUGCCACUCGAACAGGUGACAACAGGUAAAAGAAAACCAUUGGAGACUUGACCCAAGUAGUUAGGUUAGCUAUAUAGACGAUGUGACCUAUGUUUACAUUAAAACCGCCCUCUGUUGACAAACCACUGUACACGACAUGUUUCGCCUGGCAAAAAGACGCGUAGUCAUGGUAUGAUUGCGUGUGACUUUCUAGCUGGCUGCCAAAACACAAAGGAUUUUCCCGGCUGUAUGCGCACGAAUCAUGCUAUGGUUUUCGAGUGAUAUCAGAGGUCACAUCGUCUAUAGUACUAGUCGCCCAUACAAUGCAGAACUACAACAGAUCAUGUAAUACUCAAUAAAUAAAGACGUUGUAUUUAUCUGUUAAUACGAGAACACUGAGCAUCGACACAAUUUUAUUCAGCAAAUAUUUGGUUGUAGCAUUAUUGGUAAUGGUCAUUGAUCGAUUCUUUAUCUGGAGAGGGUAUGUUUCAGAAGGUAAAACUGGCAUAAACACAAUGGGAGAGGGAGAUAAAGUAUGUUAUGGAUGUGAGAGGGAGGACUGUGGCUAAGGAGGGACUUGUUACAUUAUAAGAGUUGUUUACUAAAAUGGCAUUCGUUGCCUAUUUCACUUUUUAGGCCACAAGUUGCCCAUCUUGCUUGGAAAUUGCUCUAAGAUCAAACGUAACAACUAAAAAUAGGAAAGUUUAAUAAAAAUGUCACUCUUUUGAAACUA
Molecule: messenger RNA, 1792 nt
Organism: Asterias rubens (European starfish)
Lineage: Eukaryota; Metazoa; Echinodermata; Asteroidea; Forcipulatida; Asteriidae
Product: coiled-coil domain-containing protein 137-like
Exons: 6
Coding region: 133-939 (268 amino acids)
Source: RefSeq, a predicted model, not a curated record